AUGAGACUCAUUCACACAUUCUCAUACGUCUUACACAACUUGAGCGAGUCAAACCUGCCUCCGUUCGCCGUGCUGUCCCACGCGGCGGGCCAGUCGAAUUGCUCUGACACGGACGACACAUCAUCCCACCAAACGACUGCGAGGGUCGAUCUAGACAACAGCAUCCUGGCUGCUUGUGGCAAGGCAGCCGCCCGCGGCCUCAGCUACCUCUGGGUUGGUUCUGCGUGCAUUGAAAAAACAUCUUCCCUGGAGCUCCAGGAGGCCGUCAGCUUUUCCAUCCGCCUGCUCCGUGCGGCCGCCGUGUGCUUCGUCCACCUCCACGAUCUCCCCGCCGGCUCCGGCUACCUCGCGAAAGCGUGGGGCUGCUGCCGGUACUGGAGGCGGAGCUGGACGCUACAAGAGCUCAUUGCGCCGUCCGAGGUGGAGUUUUUCGACGCUGACUGGGAACACCGGGGAUCACGAUCGUCGCCGGAGCUCCUUGCCAUCCUUCCUGCCAUCACGGGGAUCGACAAGAGCAUCCUGCUCGACAGCAGCGCCCUUUCGAGGGUUGCCAUCGGAGUACGGCUGUCUUGGGCCGCGGGCAGGGAAUCCACUCGCGCCGAGGACGCGGCAUACUCUCUGGCCGGCAUCGCCAGAGUCAACAUGUCCAUCAGGUACGGCGAAGGCGCGGACCAGGCCUUUGCACGUCUCGUGAACAAGAUCGUCCAAGAUACUACCGACGGGUCCAUCUUUGCCUGGACCAGCAACGACGGGCAGGCCGUUCGGGGUCUCCUUCCGCGAUCAGCGGCCGAGUUCCGCCAUCUUACGAACUCGCCGGGGGCGGAUUGCCACGAACCGUGGACUUUCGACGGCAGCAUCCAGCUCAGCAGCCGAGGGUUGGUCCUCGACUCGCGGGCAUCGAUGCAGGACUCUUCGCUGGUUUUCGAAAUCGGUCGAACGGCGGGCAAGUCGAUGGGAGUACGGCUUCGGAUGUUGGGCGACCAGUUCGUGCGGGUUGACCCGAGUUCUCUCUCCGAUGUCCCGCGCACAGCAAACCGCUGCCGGAUCAUGGUAGCCCGCGAUGUGGACGCCGAGACACUCCGUAGCAUCCGAAACAGAACACCUCGUUCACCGUUGCGACCCCCAGGUCAAACAUGGCAUAUUCCUCGGCACAUUCCAUAUUUGUCCCUAGUCAGUGUCAAAAGGGAGAGGUCAGGCCGACCCAAGACUCCCGUCAGCGAGUACUCGGCCAUCCAGGUUGAGUCUCUUCGAACCACCUCGCCGAUUUUGCCAUGUGAAGACGAUCACGGCUCGUGCAGUGAUUACGAGGAGUUUUCGGAUUUUGAGAUUGUCGACUCCGACGACGAGGAUGAGGACUUGGACGAGAACGAUGACGAAGACGAGGAGGACGAAGGAGAAGAAGAACCACUAGGUCAGGAUGAAGUACGCGGAACCACGUCGCUGAACCCAUAUCACCCGUUUCAGUCGGAACGUGAGGGCCUGCCUCAAGCCCAUCCCCUUCUCCGGCCGGAGAAAUGGUACUUGAGGGAGUACAACCCUCUGGAAAGGAGACUCGGAUACAAAGACUGCCUGCUGGAGGACGACUUGAGAUCGAUCGAGGAUGUCGUGUCCCAUCUCCGGAGGCGCCACCCGAAGCCACCGUACUGCCCUAAAUGCCGCAUCAUCCUCGAGACACCGACGGCCCGGGACGCACACAUUCGCAACCUGGCUUGCCAAGUCCGACACCCGACGGCGAUCGAGGGCGUCGACGAGACCCGGCUCGUCGAGCUGAUGAGGCGCAGGAGGAAGGGGCUCGGCGAGGCGGAGACCUGGAGGCAAAUCUGCGCAGUGGCGUGUCCCGGUGCCUCGAUGCCCGACUCUCCCUACCUCGAGGGAGGCCUCGGUCUCGCCGUGUCGCAGGUUUGGGAUUACUGGCGCGAGAAGGGCAGGGCGUGCAUCGAAGAGUACAUGUCUGAGAGGUUUGCGGGCGAGCAGUUUGAGGCUGGAGAACUGGAUUGCUUUCAUUCCGUCACCUUGGCGGAUUUGGUUCGGCGGACGGUUGAAGACGGUGUCAGUUAG
Colletotrichum higginsianum IMI 349063 is the source of this 2058-nucleotide messenger RNA. RefSeq names its product HET domain-containing protein. The transcript has 3 exons. The record is from RefSeq and is a predicted model, not a curated record. The coding region runs from base 1 to 2058 and encodes 685 amino acids. NCBI's taxonomy places the organism in Eukaryota, Fungi, Ascomycota, Sordariomycetes, Glomerellales, Glomerellaceae.